Messenger RNA from Penicillium chermesinum, 1866 nucleotides. RefSeq lists its product as uncharacterized. The coding region runs from base 1 to 1866 and encodes 621 amino acids. The transcript has 3 exons. The record is from RefSeq and is a predicted model, not a curated record. NCBI's taxonomy places the organism in Eukaryota, Fungi, Ascomycota, Eurotiomycetes, Eurotiales, Aspergillaceae.
AUGGCAGCUCUAGAAAAUUUGCCUGCGGAUGCCCUUAGUGCGGAUCCCAAGAUUCCAACCAUUGUUGAAGAAAAAGAGGUCUGCUUAUACCCCGUACACCCAAUCCCCCAGUUACAGGGUGCCUUUGAAGAGUCAAUUGAAGAAGCAAAUAAAAACACCGCCAAUGAGUGCGUGGUUGAGAUUGACGCCCAAACACGUCGCCGCGAUCUGCUUGAGAAUGAUGAGUACGAACGCAUAUGUGGCCGCAAAUGGCGCCAAAAGGGUACUGAAAAAUAUCAUCCGCUUUGGAAGUUGAUCGCCCAGAUGGCGUUUGGGGUCCACCUAUUGGCGAAGAAGCUCGCAAAAUCAAAGCCCCAAGUGAUGAAAAUUCUCCAGGACCAUGUGGACGAGUUAGACGGGGUCUUGCAGAGAACUACAGAGGACUUUCUCAUCAUCGAAUUGGAUGUUCGAACAAGAAUUCAAUACCUCAGCCUCCCUCUCGGAAACCUCGAUGUAUUUGACGAGAUGCUGGAGGACCGCACUUUUCGACUCUCCCUGGUGGCAUACAACGAUCAGAUCGAGCACGCCGUAGAUCGCUUUACACUUGCACUCACCGAUACCCUUAAAGAUCUACGGAAGGGAAAAGAGGCGAUCAGUGCUCUUUGGCUGUAUAUGAUUCGAUUGGCUGACGGAGGCUGUUUUGAGUCCGAUAGCCUUAAGCCUUUUUACCAAACAAUGAUGGAUAAUCUGGAGGGUUGGCUUGUAGCUUUGUGGAAGCUGCGUCGGCGUGGUACAGCACUAUUGAAAGCUCUUCGCCAGCUCGCCGUCUCCACUAAUGAGAUGCAGAGAAGAGUGGGCAUAGCAAGCCGGAAGGAUGUGCGAUCAUUCGCUGCCGUGGGCAGCUCUCAACCAGCCAAACACAAGCUUUUUACAAGGCGUCCCACUACACCAUGGUCUCGACCAAUGUCCUCCAACAAACCACUACCCCGGGAUCCUUCUCUACAGCCAAGAAGAUCCGUGCAAACUCCCGCCAGGACACCUGUUAUCGAGCCUGGCAACAAUCGCCCAACUCAAACUGAAGUUGCGAAGGAAGCAAAAACAGUACAAGCUCUGAAUCGAGCAAAAUCAUGCAGUGCCUUGGUCCCAGCAGACUCGACCCCACCAGUUACAUCUCCACAAACUCCAGGCCGCUUAAGCAGGAAACUCUCUAAGCCUUUCCUCUCUAAGCGACUUUCCACCAUGAAAUUAGACAAUACACAGAGUAGGCCAGCGACAGCCCCUGCUCGGGCACUCAAAUCACGCAGUGCCUCGAUCGAACAUUUAAAGUCUUUCUGGUCCAACGGCCAUCUCCAGACCCCACCACAUGGAUCAACGGCUGAUCCUGCCGCUAAUAUGUAUCAGCCAACAUCCGCACGAUUUCCCGUGCGCGGAGAAUCUAUGAAAGAACAAAUCUCCCAGUAUCUCAAGACGGACCGGGUGGUCGAUGCAUGGGAUACUGUGGCCAACAAGACGGGCAAUUGUGGACGCACCCUAACCAAAACUACAAAAGGGUGGCCAAGCAGCGUUUUUCGAGCUAAACCUUCUGAUGCGCUGCGUAUCCGGCGUGGGAACAAAGAUGGACUAUCUCCCACCGGUUUGAGGAGGCAGAUGUCAUGGGCGCAAGACGAACCUGAAAUUCUGAAUACGUACUCCUUCAAACGAAGACCUGAAAUCUCUCCGCGGAUCCAUGUUGUAUCCGUUCAAAUGAUUUUGGACGAAGACAUGAACUUUGGUGAGGAUACCGUCGACGGCGCUUCUGAAGUAGGCGGAGAUGCAGGCUCGAUCAUUACAGCACUUCCAUCCUUGAGCAUCCAGAGACCGCAGACUGUCGACUGUGCACAAGGCUGA